GUUUAGGGGUACUACUAGUAAUGCUCUAAGCCUUCUUCCGGAAGCCUCACUGCCACCGCGAGCGCGAGCGCGAGACGGCCCAUGGCUCCGCCGGCGCCGUUCCUCUACGCCCGCAGCUCCGGCGACGGCACGAGCCAGGACGCGGCCCUGCGGGCGGCCUUGGAGGGCGACCUCCAGCGUCUCAGAGGUACUGUAAAGAGUCUUGUCGACCCAAGGGUGGUCUUCUCUUUCGAAAUGGGUGACCUUGGUGUGCUGCACCUCGCAGCCGGCAGAGGGCAUCUUGAAGUUUGCAAGUACUUGGUGGAGGAACUGGGGGGAGACGUGAAUGCUCCUGCUCCUGGAGUUGGAGACUUUGCAGGUGUGACACCCUUUAUGACAUCUGCUCAGUCCGGCGAUGUUUUGACCGUGAAGUAUUUGCUUGAUUGUGGUGGUGAUGUAACUAAAGCAGAUAGUAAAGGACGCACAGUUCUCCACCAUGCGGCAUGCAAAGGAGUACCUGUUGACAUAGACUGUGGCCGUGGUACACCACUCCAUCAAGCUGCUACCAAUGAAAAGGAUAAAACAGUGAAGAUUUUGUUGGAACACCAUGCAGAUCCUAAUACCACUGUAACCGGUUUGGGUACUGCCCUGAUGGGUGCUCUUUUGUACCGUUCAUUGAAAUGCAUGAAGCUGCUGAUUAAGGGUGGUGCUGAUGUCAAUCGAAGGAACUCCCUUCUGGUUACUCCGUUGGUGUUCGCUACAGGGCACAAAGGCUAUACCAACUUUGUGCAGUUUCUGUUAAAGGCAGGAGCGGAUCCUAAUAUUCCCGAUGCUUAUGGUAGGUUACCAGUAGAGCAUGCUGCGAGACAUGACUGCAGGGAAGAAGUUGAAAUGCUGUUUCCUUUGACUUCCCCAAUUCCAACUAUCCCAAACUGGAGUAUAGAUGGAAUCAUCUCGCAUGCAAAAUCUGAAAGUGCAAAGCCACUGGUCCAAAGCCACCUUGAACGAACAAAAGCUAUAAUGAAGUCACAGGCAGAUCAUGCAUUCAGGCUGAAGGACUAUAAGUUAGCAUCAAAAGCAUAUGGUGUGGCAAUAGGUGCUGCACCGAGUGCAACAUUGUACGCGAACAGGAGUCUUUGUAAACUGCUGUUGGGUGAUGGUGAAGGUGCUCUGUCAGAUGCUCUCAGAUGCAGAAUGCUGCGACCUAACUGGGCAAAAGCUUGCUACCGUCAGGCUGCAGCUCACAUGCUACUAAAAGAGUAUAAACAAGCUUGUGAUGCUCUCCUGGACGCUAAAAAAUUAGAUCCUGGAAACACAGAGGUUGAGAGAGAGCUACGGCUGACAACAAAAACAUACAUGAAUUAGUGGCAGCAAUUGGCCGGGAGUCCAUCGGUCAUGGUGAUAGAAGGGUUGGCGUUGGCUCCGAUAAGAGACGCAGCGGCUGAGUGUCUGACACGAGCUGUUUUUGGCUUUCUUUGGACUGAAUCGUCCAAUGGAGUGGGAUCACAUCAACAAUCAAAGAAGAACCUAGCUGCAGCUCACAUACAAAAACUUGGCUCGGGCAGCCCUGACACAGGGUGUUAAUUCGGGAACAUGACCAUAGUUUGACCGCGCGGACGACACUGCCUGCAGUAAAAGAACUGAGAGGAAAGAACAUGCGUUACUAAGGCCACAAUCGCCGCCCAAAGAAGGCCACCAUUGUUGUUGUCGUCUCUGAAUCAGCCGGGGCUGGGUGGAGGAGGUUGAUCGAACGCCCCUGCAAGAGUAGUGGUUAUCAAUGGAGGUCCUACCCGGCGUCACCAUCAGCCGAGGCCAUCUAGCCGGCGUGGCAUCAACUUCGUGGGUGAGUCACCGGGUUGUCAGUGAAGGUCUCUCCAGAUGUUCGUGAACUGAAGCUAGCAAGAUCGCUAGCAACCACACUAUGAUGAUUCAGAUAAAGCUAGGCAUUGGCAUCUGCAUGCCUAAGUAGCAUUUAACCGGCGUGACCUGUGGUAGGCAAAACGUUGGAAAGGAGAGGAAGACCAACGAGGUACUUUUGCUCAAUAUAAUAUGGGCGAGGUCACUACUCCGGCCGGCUGCUCAAAUGCCUCAUCAGUUAAUCUUAUAGAACGCCUGGGAGUGAGAAUUAAAUGUAAGUACAUAGUGGAAGGUGGCUUGAAGAACAAUGGAAGCCACACGUUGGUAAAAAACCUUCCGGAGGAAAUAUAUAACAAAGAGAUGAAGUGACAUGGGUAGAAAUUGCUGAGAUGGCUAGAUGAUGAUAUGGACGCGCUGCAUGUCGAGAGAAUUGAUAGUAGUGGGGAUCAACUUUUUAAGAAUGUAAGAUUACUACAUCAAUUCAAACAUAGCAAGUUCAUUUGAUGCAAACAUAGUUCAAACUACUGCAUCAUGCCAAACUCCUCCGAGUCUACUUGAACUACAUAAAACUACUCAUCAUUGUUGGACUCGGUCUUCAACAGCUCCUAGAAUUCCUCUUUUGAUGUGUGGUUGUCAGAGUCGUCGUCCUUCUCUGAGUUAUCCCACUCCGAUGAGUCGGACUCAAACGGAAUCACCGUUGAGGGGCUGGCCUUGCCCUCCUUCUUCACCGACUUCUUC
Triticum aestivum (bread wheat) is the source of this 2574-nucleotide messenger RNA. Its product is annotated as ankyrin-1. The coding region runs from base 82 to 1344 and encodes 420 amino acids. The record is from RefSeq and is a predicted model, not a curated record. Gene Ontology annotation, molecular function: protein binding. The transcript is spliced from 12 exons. NCBI's taxonomy places the organism in Eukaryota, Viridiplantae, Streptophyta, Magnoliopsida, Poales, Poaceae.